ACCUCCUCCAGUCACCAUUUCUUCCUUUGAGACCAAGAACGGAUUCCAGCUUUCUUUAACCCUUUUCUAUUUCAUGCACCAGAAAAACAUAUAUAUGCGUUGAAAGAUGACAAAACUCUAUGGAAGAAAGACAUGGUUGAAGGGAAAUAUGAUCGAUUGAGGACUCAAUUGUGGAUGGAAGGCAAAAUUCUGCAAAAAUCAAAGGGAUUUGGGGAAAAUUAAAGGUAAAUUCCGUUUCAAUUGUAGGCAGGUAAAGCUUUCUUGUUCGCUAAAUUUUUUGUUUUCAAUUUCAAGGAUUCAAUGCACUUUACUUGUUCUAUUCGUUUCUUGUUCCUGCUAUAUCACUGGAAUCCCUGAACUGUAAUCCUUAUAGCAAUCCGAUCACAGGUGAUUUUCUGAAACUUUGAAUCGAUUUUCCUGUUUUCUGAAUGUUGUAUUGUGUUUUUGUUUCCGAUCCCAAUGAUUCGAUUUGUUCUGCCUGUUCGUGUUUGGUUUUGAAACUCGUUUCUAAGAUUUCUGGCAUUUUGUAGUAUUCGCACCUUAAAUUUUAACCAUAAGAAUAUAUAGAAUCUUGCAAGUGCUUUCGAUUUCCAUGGUUCCAUGCAUUUUUACUUCUUUGUGUUGUGAUUUCAAACUUGUCCCAUUUUGUAGAAUUCAUAACUUAAAUUCACAUAGAAGCGUCUAAUUGUGGUAGUUAUUAAUUUGGUUGUAGGGUUAAAGGUUGCAGUAGAGUGGUCAUGGAUUGGCUCAGUGCUUCUGCACCUCCUAUGAUAGUUUCUGAUCUUGAUCAUACAAUGGAUCCAUCUGUUGUAACUGUCCGUCCUACUGGUGUUGAGAAACCUCUACAUGAACGCAUACAUGAAUUGAAAGGGUGGUAUGGAGACAAGCAGGGAAAAAGGUUUCGGGUUUGGGUGGAUUGUGUAUUAUCUACACAGACUGGUUCAAGCACAUGGCUGG
Messenger RNA from Rubroshorea leprosula, 957 nucleotides. The record is from the annotation of a GenBank genome assembly. Lineage: Eukaryota; Viridiplantae; Streptophyta; Magnoliopsida; Malvales; Dipterocarpaceae.